Messenger RNA from Oncorhynchus masou masou (cherry salmon), 2889 nucleotides. RefSeq names its product G-protein coupled receptor family C group 6 member A-like. Gene Ontology annotation, molecular function: G protein-coupled receptor activity. The transcript has 8 exons. Lineage: Eukaryota; Metazoa; Chordata; Actinopteri; Salmoniformes; Salmonidae. Bases 11 to 2761 code for a protein of 916 amino acids. Gene Ontology annotation, biological process: G protein-coupled receptor signaling pathway. Gene Ontology annotation, cellular component: plasma membrane. The record is from RefSeq and is a predicted model, not a curated record.
CAGAGAGGUGAUGGAACCCAUGGGUGAUGUUCUCUACCUGUUAGUCAUCCUGUCCUUGUUGGAGAAGGGCAAUGCCAAAGUGGGACACUUCAAAGCAGCAGGAGCUAUAGCACCAGGAGAUAUCAUCAUUGGAGGGCUGUUUCCCAUCCAUGAGGGAGUAGAGGAAUCCCCCAACAUCUCAGCACCCCAUAAACCACAUUGUGUCAGGUUCAACAUGGUCGGGUUCACCCAGGCAUUGGCUAUGAUCCACGCUGUAGAGUCGGCCAACAGAUCCCCUGUCCUGACUACACUAGGGAUCUCUCUGGGGUACCGUAUCCACGACUCCUGCUCUGAUGUCACCACUGCUCUGAAGGCCUCAGCUGACUUCACACACACCUGUUCCCCACCCAUCAUGGCCGUCAUUGGGGCCUCUUCCUCUGAGAUUUCCAUCGCUGUUGCCCGGCAACUCAACCUGGAGCUCAUUCCUCAGAUCAGUUACGCCUCCACUGCCAUCAUCCUGAGUGACAAGAUCCGUUUCCCUGCAUUCCUGAGGACCGUACCUACCGACCUGUACCAGACACGGGCCAUGGUCCAGUUGCUUAGCGACAGCAAAUGGACCUGGGUCGGCGUGGUCACAACGGAUGGAGACUACGGCCGCUCUGCCCUGGACAGCUUCGUCUCCCAGGCAACCGCCUCAGGGAUUUGUGUGGCCUUCAAAGAGAUCCUUCCUAACUCGCUAACCAGUCCUGACGGCGAAUCAGCAUUCAGACAAGCUGCCGCCACCCUCCUCGGGAACCCCAAUGUCAAGGUGGUGGUAUCGUUCGCCAGGCCUAUUCACAUGAUGUACCUGUACCAGGAGUUGAAGGUUUGGGGGUCGCUUCUGGGGGAGAAGGUGUGGGUGGCCAGUGAUAGCUGGUCCUCGUCCAAAGAGGUCCUGGGAGAGAUGGACCUCCUAGAUAUCGGCCAUGUGGUGGGCUUCUCCUUCAAAAGAGGGAACCUUGCUCCAUUCCAUCGCUACCUGAUGAAUCUGAUUAACAUCAAUGAUGUCAUAGGAAAUAACUCCUUACUAAAGGAGUUCUACUCACUGCUAAACGAGUCGGGAGAUCCCGGGUUUGGGUCCUCCUUCACAGUCCCAGCAGAGAUCCUGCUAAACAACAGCGAUGCAAAAGUGGUCUUCAGUGUGGAGAUGGCUGUCAGUGCCAUCGCCCAUGCAGUGGCUGAUAUCUGCAGCAAAAAGGACUGCAAGACACCAGGCACGGUCCAACCCUGGGAGGUGCUUAAAACCCUGAGGGGCAGUCGCUUUGAGCUAGAUGGGAAAAGCUACAGUUUUGACCAGAAAGGAGACAUCAACCUGGGCUAUGAUGUAACCUUGUGGAGGUCUGUUAGAGGGGUCAUCAACAUCCAUGACGUUGUAGCUGUGUACCAUCCAAUCAACAACAGCUUCAGCUAUACCAGUGGAAACACCAAAAAUCUCACUGACCUGAGGGAUGUGGUGUCUGUUUGCUCGCCUAGCUGUGAACCUGGGAAGUUCAAGAAGUUUGCUCAGGGUCAGCACACCUGCUGCUAUGAAUGCAUCAACUGCACUGAGAACUACUACUCCAACAACACUGACAUGCACCAGUGUCUCUCUUGUGAUACAAAGAGAGAGUGGUCCCUGGAAGGGAGCUCUGGGUGUACCCAUAAGACCCUGGAGUUCUUCUCCUGGCAGGAUGGCUUUGCGGUGGCGCUGCUGACACUGGCGGCCCUGGGUAUCGUUUUGGUUCUCCUGGUGGGGGCUCUCUUCCUACACCACCACCAGACCCCUGUUGUGAGGGCUGCCGGGGGGCCUCUCUCCCAGAUCAUCCUGCUCUCUCUAGUGGGAAGUUUUGUUAGUGCUGUGUUCUUUGUAGGUCAUCCCAGCAGCCUACAGUGUAAGGUGCGUCAGGUGCUGUUUGGCCUCAGCUUCACCCUGUGUGUUUCCUGUAUCUUGGUCAAGUCCCUGAAGAUCCUGCUGGCCUUCCAGCUCAACCCUGACCGGAAGGAUGUUCUCCGCCGCCUCUUCCAACCGUAUGCCAUCAUCUGUCUCUGCGUGGCCCUACAGGUCCUCACCUGCACCCUGUGGCUGGUCCUGCAGAGCCCCCGGGAGAAGGCCACGGUCUUCACCACCACUGUGUUGGCCGAGUGUGACGAAGGCUCCCAAGUGGCGUUUGGUGUGAUGCUGUGCUACAUCGCUGUCCUGGCGCUCGUAUGUUUUGCCUGCGCGUUUAAAGGCCGCAAGCUGCCACAGAAGUACAACGAGGCCAGGUUCAUCACCUUCAGCAUGCUCCUCUACCUGAUGUCCUGGCUGAUAUUUGUGCCCAUCUAUGUGACCACCUCUGGGAAGUACCUGCCAGCAGUGGAGAUGGUGGUCAUCCUCAUCUCCAACUAUGGCAUCCUCAGCUGUCAUUUCUUCCCCAAGUGCUACGUCAUCCUCUUCAAGAAGGAGCACAACACCAAGAGUGCCUUCAUGAAGAAUGUGUUUGAGUAUUCCAGAAAGGGCAUUACUGACUCUAGCUCUGUCUCUGAGACUUCAGUCUCUCAGACAGAAGGGUAUCGCAUCAGUCACCCUUACUCCAUCAGUUCACCUUCCUUCUUCAUGUCUCCUCCAGCAAUAGAACCCACAGCACAUCAGAACUGCUGGUCCGUUGACCAGAACAUUCAGAGCAUUGACCCUGCAACCCAUUGCACCGUCAUAGACCAUGGAGUGUUUGUCACAGGUCAGCUGACUCGACCACACCGUCUGAGGAGAAGCAUGAGCCUUUGAGUGGAGUGGACCAGUGUCUGGAACGUUUACAUCUUACAGUACAUCACACUGUGUGUCUCUGUGAUCCUCUCUUUGGUUUGACUGUUCCCAUUUUGCUUAGUCUACUGGUAUGUUUUUUGCCCAAAUGG